AAGCUCCUCAAAGAAGAACCAUUACGCUCUCAGGCUGACUUCAUUUGUAGGGCUGCUCCUUCAUAGGGAAAUGUUUGUCACUUGUUAAAACCUUGUUAGAUUUAAGGCUUCCCAACCAGUUUAAAAAAUACAAUUGUUGAAGCAGUGGGCGUCUGUUGCAUUUGCUUCUCGUGCGCCGAAGAAAUGUGACUUUUGAAGCGCUCUUGGCAGGAACGGCACCUCCAGGAAUCCAGCAGCGCUCUCCCUGUUGGUGAUAGUGCGGGGAGGUUGUUUUUCAGUACCACGGACAGCUCCUGGCGGGCGGUACGCGCCUCAAACUUGAAACGGCAGAAACACUCGCUUCCCAUCUUUUACUCAUUCAUCUGACUCCAGUUUAAUCCACUUGUUUUGAGACUAACAAGACAAAAAGCACUGCGGAGGACAUGCGUUAGGUGUGCACUGUGUAUGCCCAGCACAACAGCUCUGGUAACGGAGGAUCCCCGCGCAGGCUGUAAUCUACAAACGCUCAGAAGAAGAGACGGACUAAAGGGGAUGGUGAUGAUGCUCUUCAUGGCCUCUGCUAGAAUAAAAACACCAGUGCUUUGAGAUUUUUUGGUGCUACUGCGCCUUUGAUAUUUUUGUCUUUUUCUCCAGUAGCACCAUCGUCAGCUCUGACCUGCCACUAAGCAGACUCCACAGGCAGGACUGUGUCAUUGUUUUGUCCGGGGAUAUGUCAUUGGGGAAAUCCCCCAUGUGGGGGGUGCGCCCCAUGUCCCGACCCCUGUGGCUGUCCCAUCUAAGCCUGCUCUGCUUGUGUGGAUCCCUCUUUACUCAAGCUACACACAGUCUGCCUGUGGUGGCUUACAACACAGACUCUAAGAAAGAGAUCACCCUGGAUGGAGAUCUGAUGAUCGGUGGCUUGUUUCCUGUGCAUCAAAAGGGUGAGGGGGUAGAAGACUGUGGCAAGAUUAAUUCACAGAGAGGGAUCCAGAGACUUGAGGCCAUGCUUCUGGCCUUGGAUGAAAUCAACAGGGAUGAGCGGAUCCUUCCGGGGAUCAGACUAGGAGCCCACAUACUAGACACCUGCUCCAAGGACACAUAUGCUUUAGAGCAAUCUCUGGAGUUUGUCAGAGCCUCCCUGACUAAAGUGGAUGACAGCGAGUACACAUGCCCUGACGGUUCCUAUGCUAUUCACGAUGAUGUCCCUCUUGCUAUCUCUGGCGUCAUAGGAGGCUCAUACAGUGAUGUCUCUAUCCAGGUGGCAAACCUCCUGCGACUUUUCCAAAUUCCACAAAUCAGCUAUGCUUCCACAAGUGCCAAGCUGAGUGACAAGACUCGCUAUGACUACUUUGCUCGCACUGUGCCCCCUGACUUCUACCAGGCCAAAGCCAUGGCAGAGAUCCUGCGUUAUUUCAAUUGGACCUACGUAUCAACUGUGGCCUCAGAAGGGGACUAUGGUGAGACUGGCAUUGAUGCCUUUCAGCAAGAAGCUCGUGCUCGACAAAUUUGUAUCGCCACAUCAGCCAAGGUGAGCCGAUCGAUGAGCCGCUGGAGUUAUGAGAACGUCAUCCGCUCCCUUCAGCAGAAGUCUAACGCCAAAGUGGUCAUCCUGUUCACUCGCAGCGAGGAUGCUCGGGAACUGCUGGUAGCGGCUAAUCGCAUGAACGUCAGCUUCACCUGGGUGGCUAGUGAUGGCUGGGGCGCACAGGAGAGUGUGGUGAGAGGAAGUGAAGCUGUGGCAGAUGGAGCAUUUACCAUUGAACUGGCUUCCUAUCAAAUCCCCAUCUUUAACCAAUACUUCACUUCUCUGCAUCCAUAUAACAACACCAGAAAUCCUUGGUUUAGAGAAUUUUGGGAAAACCAAUUCCAGUGCAGUCUACAUGAUCUGCUUUGUGGAAAACACUCACUCCGUGAAAUUCCAUUUCAGCCAGAAUCUAAGAUCAUGUUUGUAAUUAAUGCUGUCUAUGCCAUGGCUACUGCCUUGCACAACAUGAGACAAGCCUUGUGCCCUAACUCCACCAAGGUGUGUGAUGCUCUCAAACCUGGAAAUGGACGAAAGUUUUACAGAGACUACAUCCUGAAAGUCAAGUUUGAUGCACCUUUCCGCCCCCCUGACACAGAGAACGCAGUUCAAUUUGAUGCCUUUGGGGACAGUGUUGGCCGCUACAAUAUUUUCCACUACCACAAAGAGGAUGGCCGCUAUGUCUACCGCAAAGUUGGCUACUGGGCUCAGGGCUUGAUUUUAAACACCAGCCUGAUCCCAUGGGCUGGCCAAGUUGUACCAACAUCCCAGUGUAGUGACCCCUGCAGAAAAAAUGAAGUAAAAAGCAUGCAGCCUGGGGACGUGUGCUGCUGGAUAUGUAUCCCCUGCCAGCCAUAUCAGUACCUUCAAGACGAGUUUACUUGCGCUGACUGCAGCUUUGGAGAGUGGCCUUUGGCUAAUCUCACAGGUUGUUAUGAUCUACCUGAGGAGUACAUUCAUUGGGAAGAUGCCUGGGCCAUUGGACCUGUCACCAUUUCCUGUCUCGGGAUGAUGAGUACACUAUUUGUCAUUGGGCUCUUUCUUAAAAACAACGAUACACCUGUGGUAAAGGCCAGUGGACGUGAGCUUACUUACAUUCUUCUGCUGGGGGUGCUUAUGUGCUACAGCAUGACAUUCAUCUAUAUAGCCAAGCCUUCCACAGCAGUAUGCACGCUGCGCCGAUUAGGUUUAGGAACGUCAUUUGCAGUAUGCUACUCAGCCCUCCUCACCAAGACCAAUCGCAUUGCUCGGAUUUUCAGUGGAGUAAAGGAUGGUGCCCAGAGGCCUCGCUUUAUCAGCCCAGCAUCCCAGGUUGCCAUUUGUGGUGGUCUGAUCUCCUGCCAGCUGGUUGUGGUGGUGGUCUGGAUGUUGGUGGAGGCCCCAGGAGUGAGAAAAGAAGUGAGCCCUGAAAAGAGAGACAUAGUGACUCUCAAGUGUAACAGCAAGGACUCCAGCAUGCUCGUGUCUCUCACCUACAAUUGCAUACUCAUCAUCCUCUGUACAGUCUACGCCUUCAAGACCCGUAAAUGCCCUGAAAACUUCAACGAGGCCAAGUUUAUUGGGUUUACAAUGUACACCACCUGCAUCAUAUGGCUGGCUUUCCAACCCAUUUUCUAUGUCACUGCCAGCGACUACAGGGUGCAGACUACCACCAUGUGCAUCUCUGUCAGUCUCAGUGGGUCGGUUGUCCUGGGUUGCCUCUUUGCUCCAAAAAUCCACAUCAUCCUUUUCCAACCUCAGAAGAAUGUCUGCAACCUCCGGGUGGCCACCACCCGCUUCAGCGUCAACACUGGUCCGGCCUCCAGUUUUUCCCAAGCAUCAGCCUCCAAUGUUGUUCCAACAGUGUGUAAUGGACGAGAGGUGGUGGACUCCACAACAUCCUCCUUGUGAACAUUAGGCUGGGUUAUUUUCUUUUUGGCAAAUUCUUGUAAACAGAGUUAUAUAAUCACUAGUCCAGAAUCAGGUGUCUCAGAUAAGGAUGGGGUCAAACAUGCGACUAUCGUGACUUUGUUGUCCUCAAAGUGCUGUGAGUAAAAAUAUCCCAAUUUUGUCAUUUUGUUCUUUGACUCGUAGAAAUUUUGAAGGAAAUGCCAAUAAAGGAAAUGAUAGCUCCUGUUUUCUUUUUGGAGAUUCUACUUGCAACAAUUGAGUAAAUUAUAGUAAAUCUGUUCAAUGUAAUAUAUUCGAUACGUUUUUAAUGUAGAUUCUGGUGAACAGU
Messenger RNA from Cyprinodon variegatus (sheepshead minnow), 3719 nucleotides. RefSeq names its product glutamate receptor, metabotropic 2 (gene grm2a). The record is from RefSeq and is a predicted model, not a curated record. Lineage: Eukaryota; Metazoa; Chordata; Actinopteri; Cyprinodontiformes; Cyprinodontidae. The transcript is spliced from 7 exons. Gene Ontology annotation, biological process: G protein-coupled glutamate receptor signaling pathway; regulation of synaptic transmission, glutamatergic. The coding region runs from base 710 to 3391 and encodes 893 amino acids. Gene Ontology annotation, molecular function: group II metabotropic glutamate receptor activity. Gene Ontology annotation, cellular component: membrane.